Molecule: messenger RNA, 4228 nt
Organism: Syngnathus acus (greater pipefish)
Lineage: Eukaryota; Metazoa; Chordata; Actinopteri; Syngnathiformes; Syngnathidae
Gene: st8sia3
Product: ST8 alpha-N-acetyl-neuraminide alpha-2,8-sialyltransferase 3
Exons: 5
Coding region: 516-1670 (384 amino acids)
Biological process (GO): N-glycan processing; oligosaccharide metabolic process
Molecular function (GO): alpha-N-acetylneuraminate alpha-2,8-sialyltransferase activity
Source: RefSeq, a predicted model, not a curated record
UGAGUAGAAUAAUGUAGUGUCGGGAGGUGGAGAGCUUCCCUGCAUCUCCAACGUGCAGAAGGAUGCUCCGCCUCACUAAAGGAUGCUGUUUAUGUGAUUAGAGUGGCAAUUGAGCCGCAUCUCUUUAAAGCUGACGCUGUCUUGAUUAAUGACACGGAGAAGGAAGGACAGAUGCAUCGAGGAUGAUUCUAAAGGGACACUGCUGUCGCUUCGUUGCACCGCCCGCAGGUUAUCAGGGACAAAUUCUGCUAUGCUACCCUUUCCUUUUUUUUUGCUUCGCAAACGUCUCGCGAAUUUAGCUAAUGAAAUCCUUUUGAUUUUUUUUAAGGACAGAGCAGUCUCCGUCUGCAGGGACGUCCUUGCAGACGCUCGCUGUCAGCCGCUAAUACCGCGCCGUUGUUGUUGUCUUUUUUUUUUUUUUUUUUUUUUCCCUCGCGUUCACGUCUCCUCCGCUGUCAUCAUCCCUCGGCCGCAUCCUCUCGCCGGUCUUGGCUAUCCACUGACGGCUAGGCAGCAUGGUGCGCAUCGCUAGCGCACUCGGGCUCGUCAUGUUCAGUGUGGCGCUGCUCAUUCUGUCGCUCAUCAGCUACGUGUCCAUAAAGAAGGACUUCCUCCUCGGGAACCCCAGAUAUGGACCGAAUGGGGGACCGAGGAUGUACAUGUUCCAUGCAGGGUAUCGCGAAAGGCCGCCUCGCAAACCUGAUCUUGGCUCCCAGUUGGCCCUGAAGUAUCUGGACCCAGUUUUCACGCCACUGGCCAAUGCUCUUAGCGAAGACCUGAAGAAUUCCUCUAAAUGGAGGUACAACAGCACAGCUUUUAUUCAACAAAGGAAGGAAAUCUCUCAGUACGUGGACAUUGCUCAUAAUUUCACAUUGACACGCAGCCUAGUCCGCAUUGGCCAGCUGAUGCAUUACGCCUACUCCAGCCACAAGUACGUCUACUCCAUCGGCGAGAACUUCCGCUCGCUCCUCCCCGAGGUCUCACCCGUUCUGAACAAGCACUACAAUGCCUGCGCAGUUGUCGGCAACAGCGGCAUCCUCACCGGAUCACGUUGCGGUGAUCAGAUUGAGAAGUUUGACUUUGUCUUCCGCUGCAACUUUGCACCAACAGAGGUCUUUAAGAGAGAUGUUGGGCGGCGCACAAACAUGACAACCUUUAACCCGAGUAUCUUAGAGAAGUACUACAACAAUUUAUUGACGGUGCAGGACAGGAACAACUUCUUUCUGAGCUUGAAGAAGCUGGAUGGUGCAAUUCUCUGGAUCCCGGCAUUCUUCUUCCACACGUCAGCCACUGUGACCAGGACUCUGGUGGACUUCUUUGUGGAACAUCGCGGGCAGCUGAAGGUCCAGCUGGCCUGGCCUGGAAACAUCAUGCAGCACAUAAACAACUACUGGAAAACCAAACAGCUGUCGCCAAAGCGUCUGAGCACCGGCAUCCUGAUGUACACGUUGGCGUCUUCUAUGUGUGACCAGAUCCAUCUGUACGGCUUCUGGCCAUUCGGCUGGGACCCCAACACGGGGAAGGAGCUGCCUUAUCACUACUACGACAAGAAGGGCACCAAGUUCACCACUAAAUGGCAGGAGGCCCAUCAGCUGCCUGCUGAGUUCAAACUCCUCUACAAGAUGCACACAGAGGGACUGCUGAAGCUCAGCCUCUCCCACUGCGCUUAGACAUGAAACUGCAGGCGGUAUUUCAAUUGUCUCACCGGAGCUUCCACUGGCCAGAGUCACAAAAAGGACCAGUCAGACAAGGACUGAUAAAUGUGGUUUUUCACAACAGCACGAUCUUGGCGAAGAGGUGCAAUAGACUCUUGCGCAAUUUUAGCACAAGAUUAGAGAGUAUAUCUCUAGCAAGCUGUGAACGCCCUGCAUUCAAGUUGUAGAAACAAGUACUCUUUUUUUUGUGUCAGUCAAGACACUCAAAGAGUGCUGCUGCUCUCUAGGUUAUCCUGCGCUUCAGCAAAACAUCACACGUGUGUUCCAUAAUGGUUCAAAUAGCAGAAAUGCUUAGUCCCUGAGUAAAACAUUUAUUGUCACCCAUGGAAUGUAUGUAUCCGAUCCUUGUGUUAUCACCGGAUAAAUGUUUGAGGAAAGAGGUUUGUGAUCACCCCUUUUUUUAAAUUUAUUUCAUUUUAACUUUAAUUUUAGCCUUGGUGGAGGUUUCUGCGGUACCAAUUGUCAUCAUAGUUAUUAAUGCAGUACCUGAAUGCCUAGAAGAGACAAAGGGACAACCGGUUUGUACCUCGUACACUAACCCAGGGUUUCUGCAGAAAUAUUGCACAAUAUGAGGGGACUUCUGUAAUAUGUUUUUUUUUUUUUUUUAAAUAUCAAAAUAUAUUGUAAAUGUACAAAAUGAUUCAAAAUCAUGUUGGGAUGGUUGCAAGCGUGCGUAUGCAUAUUAUGAAAAAGCAGUUGACACUGUCAAGAAUGGUGAUGAACUCGACACCUUAAUUUUACUCUAUUCCCAUCUGAAUUUCAUUUUAUUAGUUUUGGCAAGCUCACACUAACGAUAUCAAAAAACAAUUAAUUUUCUGUCACACAACCCCCCCCCCCCCCCAUUUAUUUUAAAGAGAUUCAUCUUUUAGGAUUGUCUUACAAAGCGUAUGCAUAAUAACAAGUAACCUUUACAACCUAAACCCCUCAAAUGCUGAGCAUCCCAAAAGUCACAAUACCUUUCCUUUAUUCUGUUUUCUUCUGGGUACCAUUUGAACAGACACGCGGGCAUCUGCAUUUGAAAGCUUAGGUUUGCGAUUUUUGUAAACUCGCCAAUUGACAUUGGGACCCUAAUUGCUGUUGAACACCAUUUUGAGAAGCUUUGUGUAUAACAAAUGAGUCAACUUCAAGCUGUUCAAAGGCAAGAAAUUGUGACGGGAAAAGCUUUAUUAUGCUCUGAAGCUUUCACUGAAUCAAGCUUUUGGUUGAUGCUGAGUUUCAGUGGAGCCCCCCAGGUAGACUUUUCUUGGCUUUCGGUGAAAGCCUUAUCCAGGAGGUUAGUGUUUUCAUUAUAGAGUAGGAGCAGGCCUUCCACUGCGUGGUUUGGCAAAAACAAAUCCUGUUUGAUCAAACUUUCCAAGGAAUCGCAUAAAUUGACAUAAAGGCCCAAUUGCUUCUUAAACUGGCACUCAACUGCAGCUAGGGACAGAAAAACGUCUUGUCAGGUAGCAAUUUUGCAAUCCAGUGUCAAAUGGUGAGUCAUUGGCGAGGUAAUCAUGCUUACAAAAAUUGCAGUCUGCUCUCAGCUCUCACAUGCAGAUGAGCUCACAUUUGUCCAAACGAUAAGUGAAGCAAAAUAGAAAAUAGGAUCUGUACAGUGACUUCUGCAAUGUUUUUGAAAAAAGAGGCUACAAUCUUUCAACAUUAAGGCAUAUAGUAUUACAAUGCAACACAGGGAUGAUUUAUGAAUGUCUCAAUAGAAAUUCUUAGAAUUAAAGUAAAUUAGCUUUCUGUGUAGCUUAAUGCUAUCAAACAACACAAAACACCAUCGACUGACUAAGGAAAUAGCAUCAAUGCGGUGGCAUUAAAACACUUUAAGCAAUGGCUAAACCUAACACUUUAAGCAAAGGGUAUUAGGAACAUAAACAGUGCAGCAACAUAUUUAGACAGCCAUUAGAACAAUACUCAGAGGCAUACUGUAUAUUUUUUAUCCUCAGCAAAAAAAAGAAAAUAGUAGUUGUAGAACUCUUCUUUGUGUCUGCAUGAUUGUAUUUUGCUGCCCGCAGGUGGUCAUUGGAUAAAUCAUUAUGCAGAAACUGUUUACUUCUUUAAUUUCCAUUGAAUUAUUUAGUUCUAUAUGUUGAUUUUUAACUACUAAUUUACUUAUUUGUUGCACGAUACAAAAAGCUUUGUUAGGUUUUUUUUUAGGGUAAGCUGGAACAGAUUAAUGGCAUUUUUAUUCAUUUCAAUGACGAAAGUGUUUUGAGUCACCAGCAUGGUCAAAUUAAACCAAUUUCUUAAGAAACCACUGUAGCAAUAUCACAAUAAUAAUAAAUAGAGUAUACAUUCAAUAUUCACACGACUGGGUUCUGGAUUGUUGUUUUAACCGUCAUUUCAUUUUGAUUUUCCAACUGGCAGUAUUUAUUUAUCAUCUCCAGACUCUAUAGGCUAUGUUUUGAAAGCACUGCAUCUUCUUACACAGUUGAUACAAAGCCUAAUAUUUAAGUGUAUUGUGCAAGUGUAUAUUGAUUGGAUGUUGGAUUUCAGUUUCUCAAUAGUACAUAAUAGGAUGGGGU